GCCGACCUGGCCUCCCCGGCGGCCUCCCCCGCACCGCGGUGCCGCGCGUGCCGCGCCCACGGGGCCGCGCGCGCCCCGCUGCGCCCUGCGCCGCGUGCCGCUGCGCCCCCCGCCGCGUGCGGCGCAGUGGGGGCGACCCGGGGCCGGCUCGGAUGGAGGCCCUCUUCGAGCAGGCCAUGGAGAAGAUCUUCUCCAGGUGGACCCUUCUGAACCUGGCCGUGGAGCAGGGCUGGGGCGGGCGGGAGUCGCGCGCGAAGCGGGACCAGCUGCAGGCCGAGAUCGUAGAGCGGCUCCAGCUGGGCUCCAGGAAGAAGCGCCCACCCGCCCACACGAACGUGGACGACGUCAGCGAGCUGGCCAGCUUCAUCUACGGCCGGCUGGACGAGCUCUUCAAUGUGGAGGCCGACGACGACAGCGACAAGGAGGUCGCCGCCGUGUGCUUGCAGCUGUUCACCUCGUGCAAGGCCGGCGAUGCGUCGUUUGCGCAGCAGUUGCUGCACGUCUGCAGCCAACUGGCGCCAGCGGACCUGUCCGCUUGCAAGGGCACGGAGCACAUAGAGUACGCGACGGACGAGGACCUCCUGCUCGACCAGAUGCAGGGCAUGGAGAUCGACGCCGACUGCGGCGACGACGCCAGCGGCGGCGGGCUGGUGGGCGACGAACUUGGCAGCAGUUCCAUGUGGCGACCCUUCGGGCAAGGGCGUCGACACCGCGGGCGCCACCGCGCUCGACGGCGCCGCCGCGCUCGAGGGCGGCGGCGCGCUCGAGAGCGGCGCGGGCGCGGCGCGGCGGAGGCCCGAGCCGCAGGUCGACGAGGACGGCUUCGAGGUCGUCACCAGCGGCCGGCGGCGCAGAUGAGGCUUCUCCGCUGCCUCUCCGCGGGCGGCGGCGUGAGAUCGGGGGGGGGGUGCCCGCUUUGUGAGGGUUGGCCGCGCGCCGCCAGUAAGACCUCGCUUCUGCCAGCGCGGCGGCGGGGAGGCGGCCGUCCAGGCCACUCGCGAUUUUUUCGCGGCAGCGCCACGGCUCCCUCGUGAGGGCUCGCCUGUGUUGGCGUGGCCCUUCCGCUCUUCCUCCCUCCCCGUUCCUGCUCUGCUAUUCCCGACGUAUGUUCACCCUAUUUUAUCCUCGUCCUGGUUUCGUCUCGGUUGCCGCUCUUCCUCCCUGCUCCCCGUUUCGGCCCUGCUGCGCGAUUGCAGUGGCAGCGCGGCCUUGAGUCGCAGCACUGACGGGCGAGCUGUGGGGAGGACUGUCGGGCCAGUGCGCUCCGAAA
Messenger RNA from Prorocentrum cordatum, 1270 nucleotides. The record is from the annotation of a GenBank genome assembly. NCBI's taxonomy places the organism in Eukaryota, Dinophyceae, Prorocentrales, Prorocentraceae.